GCAUGGAUCCUGAUUUAGAAAGUGAAGACAAAGUAUGGGUUCUAUUGUUUCCUGGUUAUUCAAUCUUAACAAAAAAGAAUAAGCUCAUUCAAUUGUCUAUCAAUGUAAAAAAUGACACAGAGCUGCAGUAUACACUUGAUAAUUUUGAAGCUGAUCAUAUAUUCACUAAUUUGAAAGAAAUAAAACAUUAUAAUUAUAUGUUUACAACAUUGAGAGAUGAAUUAGAAGUCAAGGAAAAUUAUCUAUUUACAUGCAAAAACAAUGCUGCAGCAGAAGAAAGUGUUCAAAAGGGCUUGCUCUUUUGGUAUCAAGCAAUUAUUGACUUGAAUUAUAUGAAGUAA
This is a messenger RNA of Entrophospora candida, 341 nucleotides long. NCBI's taxonomy places the organism in Eukaryota, Fungi, Glomeromycota, Glomeromycetes, Entrophosporales, Entrophosporaceae. The record is from the annotation of a GenBank genome assembly.